AUGUACAAUUACGCAGGCAUACCAAUUUCACCAACACCAUCAAUUAGAACCAUAACCUCAAUAUCGUCAUUUUCAUCGAUUAGAACUGCAGAGCCGGUUUCUGCUGAUUCGUUUGUAAUGAUUUCCAAGGCUGACACACGUUCAACCUUUGAAACCUAUGAAUCUCUAUUAAGCGCCUCAAAAAACUACAGAAAUCAAAUGGUUGCCCUUUCUCAAGCUGCUGCUAGUUUUGGUCAAGCAUUAGAAAGAACCGCUCGUUGUAAAGGCGCAGAUGAAGCUGGUCCUGGGUUACAAGCUGCCGCCGGUUUACAUUACCUAAUGUCAAAUCAUCAACAACUUUUGAGCGAUACGUUCUAUAAACAAUUUGAAAUUCCAUUACUAGAAAAUUUUGACGAACACAAAUCAGUGAUCAUUGGUAAUGAAGAAACUUACGAGAAAUUGAUGAGUGAAAUGAGCAAAAAAAUCAAGGAAACCGAAGCUCGAAAUUUAAAAAAUGGUCGCAAACGCCAAAGAGAUCUUGGACAAUUUCGUAAGGCUUUAAAAGAUUUAACAAAACAAGUAGAGGAACUUGAAAAAUUGAAAAACGAACAUUAUAAACAAACUUUAGAAAAUGAACAAAAGAAUUUAAAUUUUAUUCUUUCAAAAGUUUCUUCGGUUGUAAAAACAGAAGUUAAUAUCUUUGAAAGAAUAUGUAAUAAAGGAAAAGCUGAUCCUUUAUUAGAACAGAAUCUUGGAAUGUAUAACUCACCAAGUAAACUUCCCCGUACAAGUCUCUUUUCUAAAGAUUAUAAUAGAUCAUCUGCAAGUUCUUUAUAUCAAGUUGGUGAUGGUGAUGAUGAAGAUACCAAUGAAUUUUACUUUUAUCAUAACGAUAAUAACAGUAAUAAUUUCCUAUCUUAUAAUGGUAGUGAAAACCGUUCAUCACCACUAAAAAUAAAUAGACCAAACUUUGUUUCAAACAUUAGUGAUCUUGCAUCACUUUCACCAAAUUCUGGCAAUCCUUCCGACAACGAAGAUGAUGGUACCACUGUAAACAAUCAACAUUUUUUAAAUAUUUCUGGUGAUUCUGAUUUAUUCGUUAGUAAAAAUUUUAAUUUCGAUUCAGAGGAAAAUGGUAGUUUGGCCAACAGUUUUCACGAUGUCGUAGAUGGAAAUAUGGAAGAUAAGGAUUGUGAUGAGAAUGAUAAUACACCAAAUCAAGCUUCCUUGUGUGCUAAUAACAACAAGGUUGUUGUUGAUAAAGAAGAAAAAUCAUCACAACAAUCAUUUUUAUCAAAUACAGACACUAAACCAUUAUUUGGGUCAAAUUCACCUUUUAUAACAAGAAAUUGUACAAAAAAUCCGCAUUCCAUCAAUACAAUACAUUAA
This is a messenger RNA of Entrophospora candida, 1368 nucleotides long. Lineage: Eukaryota; Fungi; Glomeromycota; Glomeromycetes; Entrophosporales; Entrophosporaceae. The record is from the annotation of a GenBank genome assembly.